AUGUCUUACGAGUCUUAUACAAGCACGGCUGUUACGACUUCAACCGUGGAAGAGACACAAAAAUCAUCCAAUCUCGAGCUAUUUCCAACCAUCCAGAAUAAUCUUCAAUCUGCUAAGGUUGCGGACAAAUUAAAUGGUAUCAAAGCUUUGUUAGCAGUCAUGUCAAAGGGUGAAGAUGUUUCUUCAUUCUUCCCACUUGUUGUUCAAGAAAUUACAUCUGAAGAUGAAGCUCUCCGCCAUCUUUCUUACAUCUAUCUAGUUCACUACGCAGAGAACGAUCCAGAUUCUGCCCUUAUGUCAGUUAACACAUUUCAACUUUCUCUUACAGAUUCCGAUCCUAUUGUUCGUGCCAUGGCUCUCAAAGUCCUUUCUUCAAUUAGAAAUACCGAAAUCAUCGAGAUUGUUCUCGAUUCUGUUUCACGUUGCGCGUUAGAUCUUUCUCCAUAUGUUCGCAAAGCAGCUGCUUUAGCUGUAGUCAAAAUCAACGAAACAUCCCAAGAUUAUCUCAAAGAAUUGAUUCCAAUUGUACAACGUCUCUUGAAUGACCAAUCUCUUGUUACUAUUUCUGGAGCAUUAUAUGCUGCAGAUAAGAUCUGUCCAGAUCGAGAUAUCUUAUUACACCCAAUCUUCCGUACACUUUGCCAAGCAUUGAACCGUCUUGAUCCAUGGGGCCAAACAAUUGCAUUACACAUGUUACAACGUUAUGCACGUCGUAAUUUCCCUAAGCCAUCAGGAUCUACAGAUUGGUUCUCAGAUGAUGAAGAAGGAGCAUCCAUUGAUCCAGAUUUAGAGUUCCUUAUCAAGAAUGUUCAGCCUCUUCUUGCUUCGAUCACUCCUUCCGUUGUUAUUGCCGCUUGUUCUCUUUUCUUCUAUUGCGCACCACCUCUUAAAGUUCCUUUGAUUGCAAAGCCCCUCAUAAGAUUGAUUUAUGUUGAUAGUGCUACAGCAUACGCUGCUUUGCUCUCAAUUGCUUCUUUCGUUGCUGAUAACGCGGAACCUUUCAUUCCUCAUAUUCGUCACUUUUUCUUAUUUGAUGAUGAACCUAUUUUCAUCAUGAAACUCAAGUUGCAGGUCCUUUCACAACUUGCAAGACCAUCCAACAGUGACAUCUUGAUGCGUGAGUUGUCACAGUACAUCUACAACCCUGAUCAAGACAUCGCAACAGAAGCUGUUAAAGCAAUUGGAAGAACAGCAUCUUUAGCAGGAGAUUCAAGUGUUUCCUGCAUCGAUGUCAUUGUCAAGAUGCUCAGUUCACCUGUACAAAGCGUUGUCAACCAGGCAGCUCGUGUUUUAAGCCUUCUUUUGAGAAACUUGCCAAAACAAACACCUAAAACUAAAGAUGACGAUGAUCUUUUCGGAGCAACAAAUCCAAUGGAUAAAGAAGAAGUUGUUUCUAUUCUUAAGAAGCUUCUCAAGGCAUUUAUCAAGAUAACUGACAGUGAAACUAAAGCAUGCGUCAUGUCAAUUGUCGGUGAUAAAUGCGAACUCAUUCCUGAAUACGCACAUGAAGUUUUAAGAAGAGUUACAAAUGAUUUCGCAAGUGCUGAUCCAUGUGUCAAAUUGGCCGCAUUGGAAUUGAGUGCGAAAGUUUUGUACGUCAGACCAAAAGAGAGUGUUGAUUUAGUCAGAUACGUGUUGACAUUAGGUUUCUACGAUCAAAACAUUAAUGUCAGAGAUCGCGCCAGAUUAAUUCACUCGCUUUUGACAGCAAACACUUCUCAGAACUAUAUCUUGGAGAUCAGAAAGUCACCAAAGAAAUUCGUUCUCCCAGAUAAAAGUGAUGUUGUUUGGGGUGUUGAUUCCGUCAAAGCUUCUUAUAUUGAAGCAGGAACAAUAUCACAAAUCAUUGGAAAAGUCAUCAACAAAUCAAGUUUGGUUGUUCCUUGGGUUGAUCCUUCAACUCUUCCUGAAAAGAAUCCUCGCGAUGAACCAAUGGAGUUUAUCGAACAAACUCCUACAGAAGGUACAAUUAUCGCUAAGAACAAGGACAAUGAAGAAGAAGAUUUGAAUGACUAUUUCGGAACAUCAGAAGAUCAAAAGGUCGAAAAUGUUGUUAAAUCUGCAUUUGGAGAAGAAGAAGAUCAAAUCAAGAAAGAAGACAAGCAAGAAGUUGAUUUCUUUGCAGAUUUAAGUAAUGAGAAGAAAGAAGAUGAAAAUCUUGAAGAUUACUUUGGAUAA
This is a messenger RNA of Trichomonas vaginalis G3, 2178 nucleotides long. Its product is annotated as adaptor complex subunit beta family member family. Gene Ontology annotation, cellular component: membrane coat. Gene Ontology annotation, biological process: intracellular protein transport; vesicle-mediated transport. NCBI's taxonomy places the organism in Eukaryota, Parabasalia, Trichomonadida, Trichomonadidae. The record is from RefSeq and is a predicted model, not a curated record. The transcript has a single exon. The coding region runs from base 1 to 2178 and encodes 725 amino acids. Gene Ontology annotation, molecular function: clathrin binding.